CCCUAACUACUCAGUCUGUCCGAGCCCCAGUCUGGCAGCAGAAGCGCGGAAGUGUGCCGCCGUAUUAGCAGCGGCCUUUGACAUUCCGACCUCCGAAGAGAAAAGCAAGGCCAGGUACCUGCGGCAGAAUCGGUGAGAGGUGGCGGGUUCAUUUCGAUUCAAGUCGUAACAGAAGCAGCACUAGGGUAAAAUGCUUCUGAGACUACUGACCAUCAUGUGGAUAGCAGGCCUCGCCUGCGGCCAGGAGAGCCUGGCCAGGGUGGAGAACGACCUGCUGACCUUGUCAUAUAAACUGGAGCAGUACCUGGACACCAGCAAGCAGCCCUGUCAGGACUUCUACGGCUACGUCUGCUCGCACAGCGCCAACCUCAGUCAGACGGGAAGGCAGCGUUUACAGAGCAUGAUUAAGGAGGCGGACGUCGCGCAGCUGAUGGAUAUGGAGCUUCAGCUGGUAAACUUCUUCAAGUCCUGCGAGAGCGGUCGGGGCAUAGAGGCGCUCAAGGGCUCGCAGCUGUUUAGGUUAAGCGGAGGUUGGCCUGCCCUGGAGUUAAUAAAGGCCAACGCCAGUCAGCGGCCGAACCAAACACAGAGCUGGCUUACAGUUCUCGGUAACUUUCACGAGGUAGGGGCGCCCUACUUCUUUGAGUCUGAGGUCAUAAUGCAGUCCAACAAGCGUCUGGUGGUGAUACGACCCGACUUAACGCGUCGAAACACUCUGAGAAAGUUUGAGCAGCGGGUGGGCGAAGUCCUGCAGAGUUUCGGGAUUGAGCAGAGCCGUGCUCAUGUCGCCGCCCUCGAGGUGCUCAGUCUCGAGCGUAGUCGUCGCGACAUUGUCAAGGCGGAUCACAUCGAUGACCAGGUGGAAUUCAGCUACGGCAACUUCAAGCGCAGUGCCUUUGGAAACACCUCGCUGGCCAGACUGGACUGGGACGGUUACUUCCGGAAGUUGUUGGGCGGUAAAACGCUCCAGCCCAGCGACACCAUUGUCGUCAAGCAGCUGCCCAGACUGGUCGACUAUUUCGUUUUGCUCCAGAACACCAGCAUGGUCAGGCUGCUGAACUGGAUCUGGACGGACUACCUAAUGGACAUCGCGGAUGCAGACUGUCACCACUUGGCAGAGACUUAUGCCGGCGACAUUUACUCGCAAAUGGCGCCCCGGGUGACUGCUGAUCGGGUCGAACUGGCCCGGAUGUACUCGGUGCUGGGAAAAGCGUAUGCGGAUCAGCUGGCCGGCAGUGUGUGGAUCGACGAGAUUUCGCAGCAGAGCUCGAGGCAGUUCCUGGGAAGCGUUACGCGCCUAACCAUAAACGGCGACGAGCUCUUGGACGCCAGCUACCACGGUGUCCUGCUAGGCAGGCGGAGCCUGUACCGCAAUCUGGAAAAGUUGCGCAAGUUCCAGCGCCCGCGGCAACAGCCCUCACAAUCCGUCCAGCUAGUGCGCCACUACUCUAUGGCUUUUGCCUCGAUUAGUGCCCUCUUGGGGCAGAGCAACCUGACCACGCCGCUCAACUACCUUCUGCUGGGGGAGUACUUUUCGCGGAGCCUGGUGGCUGCGGGCAGCAGCUCCGGCACUCCGGGCGCCUGGCGUAGCUCGGACUCGGAGCGGCGCUUCGCCGUCUUCCAGGAGUGCGCCGCCGGACAGGCGAACGCCAACGAUUUGCUUCUUAGCCUGCUGGCCCAGAGGCUGGCGCUGAGUGGGUACCGGCAAUGGCUGGCUACCCGGACAACGUUUCAGGAGAGAAUCGACGCACUCCUGGCGGCCGGACGAACGAAGAUGUCCCUGCAGAGGCUCUUCUUCGUGGCAAACCUGCUCGUGGACUGCCGUUCCGAGCUGGGGGUCUUGCAGCAGGACCGCAAGCGGCAGGUGACGCACGCCACGCUACGCAACUCACGGGAGUUCGGCGAGGCCUUCCAGUGCCGUCUUGGCGACAGUCUCCACCCUCAGCACCAGCGCUGCAAUCCCCUCUGAGUUGGCCAGAACUCAAACCUUGAACUUUCCGCUGUGGCCAUCGCUGGUGUUAAAAAUCGAUAGGCCGUGCCUGCAGCCACUCGAGGCCUCCCUCGACCCACCUCAAUCGAUUGAUUUUGCCCGUCCCACUGAACUUAGUUGCACCAGAAUGCCACCAUAUGCUUACGGAUAGAUUACGUUACGUAUGAGCGAUUGAGGUGAAAAAUAAACGAUUUGCUGUUCGCUUGCAAAGACUUA
Drosophila takahashii is the source of this 2206-nucleotide messenger RNA. RefSeq names its product Neprilysin-like 11 (gene Nepl11). NCBI's taxonomy places the organism in Eukaryota, Metazoa, Arthropoda, Insecta, Diptera, Drosophilidae. Gene Ontology annotation, cellular component: plasma membrane. The record is from RefSeq and is a predicted model, not a curated record. Gene Ontology annotation, molecular function: metalloendopeptidase activity. Gene Ontology annotation, biological process: protein processing.